Molecule: messenger RNA, 2322 nt
Organism: Oldenlandia corymbosa var. corymbosa
Lineage: Eukaryota; Viridiplantae; Streptophyta; Magnoliopsida; Gentianales; Rubiaceae
Source: the annotation of a GenBank genome assembly
UGAGAGUGUCACCCACAAGAAAUCAAAAUGAUAAAAUGAAAUGAUUAUUUAUAAAAAGAAAAGAAAUGAAAAGGAGGGCCCAAUGAGCCAAUGGGGGGUGGAGGGGUAGGUUUGUGCCUUUGUGGUUCUUGACAUCUUAUUGGCUGGACGGCUGAGUUGAAGACCUUCCCUUCAUUUCCCACGCUUUUAUUCCUAUGCAGUAAGUUUCAUUUCAUUUAUGAAUAAAACAAGGAUUGUUACUAUUCUGCACAAUAUUACACCCCAACAAAUUCUCAUGAUCAAAUUUUUAUUAUUUUUUUUGGGUAAAAAAUAAAACAACAAAAGCCAUUAAAAUGCAUGAUUUGACCAGGUAAGAGUAACUUAAAAGUUUGGAUGUCAAUAAUAAAAAUGAUGUUGUUUUAUAUGAUUAAUAAGGCUAUUGGACCCUCCAUUUGGAGUAGAUAAAGAUCUUUUCUUUCUUUUAAUUUCUUUUGUAGUUUGUCCUCUUGAUAAAAUAAAAACUUCAUUCACACCAUUCAUUGGAGCCACUUCCAAGUCAAGCUAGAAGAGAAGCAAGAGGAAGAACACCUUCCUUUCUCUGUUUCUACUCUCUCUACUAUAACCCUCACCUUUUCAUCAUCUUCAAACUCAUCUGAAGCUCAAGAUCUUACUUCAAUAAAGCUUGGAUUUUUUUCUUUGAACUUAGCUGUUUUAUUUGAAAGAAAGAAAAGAACAACAAAAGAAUUUUUCGAUUUCUAAUGGUUUUUUUGGUGAAAGAAUCAUCAUCAUCAUCAAUGGAGGCAGCAUCCGCAGGAACAGAGCUUACAACAGGGCGUCAAUGUUCUUCUUCUGUUGUCAAACACAUCAAGGCCCCUCUUGAUAUUGUUUGGUCUCUGGUGAGGAGAUUCGACCAGCCACAGAAGUAUAAGCCUUUUGUUUGCAAGUGUAUCAUGAAGGGUGGUGAUCUUAAGAUUGGAAGUGUCAGAGAGGUGAAUGUGCGAUCCGGCCUACCGGCCACUACCAGCACCGAAAUGUUGGAAGUUCUCGACGAUGAACAACACAUUCUUGGGAUUAAGAUUGUUGGUGGCGACCACAGGCUGAAGAAUUAUUCCUCAGUUCUUACUGUUCAGCAAGAGAUGAUUGACGGCAGACCAGGAACUGUUGUGACGGAGAAAUUUGUGGUGGAUGUGCCAGAAGGCAAUACUGAAGACGAGACAUGCUAUUUUGUGAAAGCUCUGAUCAACUGCAACCUCAAAUCCCUAGCUGAUGUUUCGGAGAGGAUGGCAAUGCAGGGCACUAUAGAGCCAAUCAGCAGAACAUGAAAAUGUAUCUGAAUGCCUUAUUUUCUUUGUUCAUGUGCUCUGGUUAAAGGAUUGCACAGAUUUGGUUGGUUGAGCUUGAGCAAUGCCAUUUACACCUCCAUUUUAGGUCAUGAAAAGUUCCCUCACAGCGAUUGUACUUGCGUGAUCUUGAAAUUUUUGCUCUGCUUAUGUUAGAUAUGUCCCUGGAAUUUUGGCGUGGGUGUCGGUAGUAUCAUCUGUGGUUAUGUUUGUGAAUAUCUGUAAAUAUGUAGGAGUGCUGUACUGAACAAUUGUAGUCCUACUAUGGAAGCUCUCCACCUUUCAGUUUCGGUUGCAUUGUUAUUGUUCUAGGAUUACAUCAGUGUGUGGUUGUUGGCCACUUAGAUAAAGUACCAGGACUAAUGUACCAGGGCAUGAUAAAUAUCCUGAAUGCUGCUGUUAUUGAAACCCAUGCGCUUCAUCUACCCUUUAGGUUCCUGUUGUGUUUUGAGCAUCGAAUGGUUUAGUGUUUACGGAUCAAAAGUUACCAGGGUUCCAAAUGUUUUUGGGAGCCAAACUUUAAUGCGUAUAUGUGAGUCUCAAUUUUUGAGUCAGUACAUGAUAACUGCAAACUAAGGCCGCAUUAUAUCCAUUACUAUAGGUCUAUAUUCGUCAUUUGAGUCAUAUCUUUAGUUGUGCUUACAGUGUCAUUUCAUGAAUGGUCACUUAUGUUUUUAAUGGUUUCAUCAUGUUGAGGCAGAUUUCUUCAUUCCGCGUUAGUAACUUGCUGUAGUUUGACAUCAUCCAAAAAAUUGUACAAAUGGCAAAAAGUGACUCCAUUUUCACUAAUGAGCAAAGGGUUAAUCAUUUGCCAUCCACCUUGUGCUGUCAGUGCCUUUUGUCAAGGUAGGAAACAAAAAAUAUCUACCUUGUAAACAUGAAUUUAGUUUAUGACAUUACAUUUACUAGACCAAAUGGUGACUGCACAACUAAACCUUAUGAAUUUUGUCAAAUACUCAUUAUAGCAGCAGGUCACUUUUUCCUUUUUUCUCUUUUCCAAGCU